Molecule: messenger RNA, 1015 nt
Organism: Guyanagaster necrorhizus
Lineage: Eukaryota; Fungi; Basidiomycota; Agaricomycetes; Agaricales; Physalacriaceae
Exons: 5
Coding region: 261-980 (239 amino acids)
Source: RefSeq, a predicted model, not a curated record
AGAAUUGCUGAAUAGCCGUCGACACGAUAUCAUGGUGGUGAUGUUUUUCGUUUGAAAGAGACUCGGCCCGAAAAAAAAUGCACAGCCACUUAUUUUCUGUCUCUUCCAUGGCCGCCCAUCCUAUUCCUCAUUCUCAACUGUAAUCCCUCCCGCAUUCGUUUUGACUUGGAAUCAUCUCAAAGUAUCCACAAACUCGGAAGUUUUCCGGCUGUCGCGUCGAAAGUCUUGUGCGACUUUGUUUCGACUGCCCACCAGCAACCAUGAGCGCGGCUAGUCGUAUCCAAUCCUAUGUCUUCUGGAGCACGGCACAGGCUCGUCAGAUUGUCAGAAAUGUCUUGCUGAAGGAACCGAAAAUUGGCAUGCACCAUCAACAGCUGUUCGACGAAAUUGUAAAGCAGUACCCGACCGAAAAACUCCCUAAGCACCUUGUGCCUGUGCAGGCCGAGAUUCCGCGGACACCUCCAGCUCGUGGCGGAGCGUUUGUGAAGCCAGCACCCGCGCUGGGAGACCAUCCCGUACGGUCGAUGAGGUACUUGAAAAAGGUUAUCCUGGAGGACAUGCUUCGUCUUAACGAAGUCGAAAGAGUCAUUGUCACUAAAGACGCCAAAGAUAAGGAUUCGAGGAGAACGAGAAGGAAGGCACUCUACGUUAACCAUUCAGAACCUGUUGGUGCCGAGCAGAUCUAUCGAUGGCGGGUCGUACCUGGGUCGGAACCUUCGGAUGAACCUGACCCUGAUCCAAAAGAAAUGUUUGAAACAAAACGCGUAGAAGCGUGGAAGAAAAAGGUGCGGGAGAGGAAUAAGUUGCUACCUCUAUUCCAGAGGAUGUCAACUGCGCAUCCACCUCCUCCAAAACGUGUUAUAUGGCAGCGCGAGAAAGAAGCGCGAGAGAAGGGAUUUGAGUACGACCCGUUCUCGGUGUGUUUGCAUUAUUUUCGUCGUCUAACCCAAUUUUACGCGUUUUGUGCUGUAGUACGAUGACAGCAGACAGAACACUAUCGCCAGGAGCGGAUACU